AUGCAUCUUCGAUGUUCUUCUUAAGGUAUGAGUCCAUAAAUAGAGAUUCUAUAAUCUGAACGUACCUUACUCAAUACACCAGUGACACAUAGUGCAUUAUUUAAGACAUUUACAGAAAUGCCUAAAGCGUACUUGAUAACAAAGUAGAUUUAGUAAAGAAUUCUCAAAAACAAUAUUGCGAAUACCAUCUCCAAGAACAAGACUGAUGAUGUAACUAAGCCAUAACAAAAUUUAACGUGAAUAAAUAAUAUCCCAAAUGACAGAAAGACAUUAAGAAAUUAUAUCAGAUGCUUUAGAUUAAGGCACUUAAAAAAAAUUAAAAAUUAGGGUAGUAUAAAAAUUAAAAAGAAGAGAUCAUUCUCCAAAAAAGAAAGUAAAUUUAAAGGAAGGAGCUAGAAGUAAUAAAUAUAUUUUAUAAAAAGUAUAUUAAAUGCCUAAUUUGGCUUUACCAACAAUAGAAGCUGAAGUAGAUCAUCCUCCAUAAAUGACAUUUUAUGGAGAGACUUAAGAAUUUUUUAGAAGUGCAAAAAGUUUCAGACCUUCAUUUACUGAAAGUGGAUCUAUGGCAUUAUAUGGAGAUUCUUUAUAUUUAUAUGGAGGAAUAGCAGGAGAUGGAAUAAGAGAUUAAAUGUUAAGAUUUGAUUUAAGUAACUAUAUAAUUUAAGUAGGAUUUUAGGAUUGGCAUUUAGUUAAAAGUUAAGGUGAAAUGCCAAAAUUUGGUAGAGCAGAAUUAACAGUAGUUUCUUUGAGAAAUCAUUUUAUAUAUUUUGGUGGAGCUUGCAAAUUCAAUGCAAAAUUAAAAGUUAGAGAAUGUUUUAACACUGUUUUUGAUUAUAAUGCUAGUACAAGAUUUUGGGAGAAGGUUAAUAUCUAAGGAGAUUAUAUAGAACCAAGAAGACAUCAUAAAGCAUGUAUUUAUGGAUGGAAAUGGAUGCUUAUUUAUGGAGGAAUUAAUAGUAAUGAAUAAGUAUUAAAUGAUACUGCUUUAUAUAACAUAGAAAAAAUGAUAUGGAAAUAAUGGGAUGUUAAAUCAACACCUAUUUGUUGUCAUUCCAUUAUUAAUAUAUCGUAAUCUUCUAAAUUUAGUGAAAAUACUACUGAUAUUAUUCCUGUUGAAAAUGUUUAUUCAUUUGGAGGUAAGAAUUAAGAUGGAAAUUCUACAAAUUUAAUCAAAAAACUUAUCUUUUAUCCAAAUACUACUACAGCUAUUGCUUGGGAAAUUAUUUAAACUACAGGUAAACCACCAACACCUUGUCAUAAUCAUACAAUGGAAUUUAUUAAGAAAAUUUAAGGCAUUGUUAUAUUGGGAGGUUAAAGAGAUUAAAUAAUUAAUGGAUCUUUAGAAUCAAAUGAUUGCUUUAUAUUUUAUCCUUCAAUAAAUCUAUGGUAAGAAGUAACAAUGGAAGGUAUUAAUGUACCAAGAUGCGCACAUAAUUCAGUACUUCUUAGUUCAAAAAUAGCUGUUUUUGGGGGUAUAGGAAAUGGAAGAUAUUUGGAACCUUUAAUAAAUUAUAUUGAGACUGAUUAAACUUAAGUUUAAGCAAGAGUUACAAAAGAAUAAUUCACAAAGAGAUAAAAUCAAUAUAUAUAGAAAUCAUAAAAAAAUAGUUUAGAUAAAAUAGAAUCUUUAACUUAUUCUCCUAGAUAAUUUACUUCAUUUCAUAGUGAAGGUCCUAAAGGAUAAGGUUUUAGAAUUAAUACUAAACGUCUCUCCUGUCUUCCUUAAUCUACAAGAUCAUAUUUGCCAUAAAAAAGAUAAGUUUUAGUUAGAUAUGAUAUAUUAAUUGGAUUUGUUAAACAAAUUAUCAAAGAAAACAUAGAUAUUUUGA
This is a messenger RNA of Paramecium sonneborni, 1829 nucleotides long. Lineage: Eukaryota; Ciliophora; Oligohymenophorea; Peniculida; Parameciidae. The record is from the annotation of a GenBank genome assembly.